UUUUUUAAUAUAUAUAUAUAUAUAUAUUAAUUAACAUAUAUAUGUUCCCCUUCAGAAUGAAUAAUAGUGUUUUUAUCCUCCUACAUCCUGGCUUCAUAUGUAGAGUAAAGGUUAUGAGUGAAUAAGCAGCAGCAGCAGCAGCAGCAGAAGUUUCUGUCUCUAUUCUCGAGACUUUUGCACGGAAAUGUGCAGCAGGACUCUCUCUAUCCGCCUUAUUAGCUGCACACAUGGCGUCUGUUUCUUCCUGCACACUACUAGUUAAAGUGGUAACUAAGAGAGCAUGACUAACUAGUUGUGGGUGAAAAUUAUGGGAUGCAUCGUCAUGGCAACAGACCAGACGUCACAAUCUGGGCAUGUGUGUUCCAUUUUUGUCUUUCUUAUUUUUCAGACUGGAAGACCUGGAUAGAGAUCAGUGGGAAAUACAUGUUUUUAUUUUUUAUUAUUUAUUUUUUUUAACUCGUGGAGAUGAAAACCCACCAAGAUUUCACUGACAAUAAUAUUUUUUUUUUUUUUUUUUUUAACUGAGCUUGUUGUUUUUUUGGGUUGAAGAGAAAGAGCCUGUGCUCUGCGGCGUCUGGAGGGUUAACUUUCAGUAUUCUCAGCCUUAAAAAAAGGGGCUUCAGGGGGGGCUAUGAGAUAAAGAUGCCGGGGUCGCUGAGUAAUGAAGACGAGGGACAGGACGACAUGGAUUUUGAAGACGAUAUGCCAGAUGAGGAUGACGAAGGUGAGCGCAACCCUGUUCCCCUCGCACCCCUCGACAGCUUCUUCUCCGACAACGACUCCCUCAAACAACAAAAGAAGAAGAAGCCCAAAAAGAUGAAAGAGGGGAAAAUGCCCAAAGUUAAGAAGAGGAAAAAGGAGGGAGGAAUCCAGCCAAGAGUGGACAGCGACCUGGAGGAGACCUCAGAGGUGGAGGAGGAACGGGAGCGUCCAGAAAUAGGCUCGGAGAGCGAGAGCAGCACGUACGGCCCGACCAAAAAGAAGAAGAAGAAACCGAGGGAGAAGAAAGAGAAGAAGCCCAGGAAGAAGAAGAGAGACGAGGAGGAUGACGACGAUGACGAUGAUGAUGGGAAUAUGAAAGAACCCAAAUCAUCCGGCCAGUUGAUGGAAGAGUGGGGUCUGGAAGACGUUCAGUAUGGCUUCACCGAGGACGACUACAAAACCAUCACUAACUACAAGGCUUUCAGCCAGUUCCUCAGGCCUCUCAUUGCCAAGAAGAACCCGAAGAUCCCCAUGUCAAAGAUGAUGACAGUGUUAGGGGCCAAGUGGCGAGAGUUCAGUGCCAACAACCCGUUCAAAGGCGCAUCUGCCACCGCCGUGGCUGCGGCUGUGGCUGCCGCCGUGGAGACGGUUACCGUGGCACAGCCGACGUCUGUCAGCAGCAGCCAGCCGACUGCUCAGCUGGGGCCAAUCAAAAAAGCCAAAACCAAAGAGGGAAAGGGACCAGGAGUCAGAAAGAGAAGCAAGUCUGUGAAGGAGGUGAAGAAGAAAGCCAAGGCGAAGAAGACCAAAUCAAAGUCGGGCCAAAGUGGGAAGAAGAAGAAAGCGUCCUCGAGCGAGGAGGACUUCCUGGAGGAGUCAGACUUUGAUGACAUCAGCAUCCACAGUGCCUCUGUGCUUUCUGAUACCUCGGGGGCCGCCACCAAGAAAAAGGCCCGACGUGGGCGGAAAAAAAGGAAAAAGGAAGACGGCGACGGUUACGAGACAGACCACCAGGACUACUGUGAGGUUUGCCAGCAGGGUGGAGAGAUCAUCUUGUGUGACACCUGUCCCAGAGCGUACCACCUGGUCUGUCUGGACCCUGAGCUGGAGAAGGCCCCCGAGGGCAAAUGGAGCUGUCCGCACUGUGAGAAAGAGGGGAUCCAGUGGGAGGCCAAAGAUGAGGAGGAGGAAGAGGAGGAGCCAGCAGGCGAGGAGGAGGACGACCACAUGGAGUUUUGCAGAGUGUGUAAAGAUGGAGGAGAGCUGCUGUGUUGUGACACCUGCCCGUCUUCCUACCACAUCCACUGCCUCAACCCGCCUCUCCCCGAGAUCCCCAACGGGGAGUGGUUGUGUCCACGCUGCAUGUGCCCUCCUCUCAAAGGUAAGGUCCAAAAGGUUUUGCACUGGACAUGGGGGGAACCCCCACUGCCAACCGAACCGCCUGCAGGCCCCGACGGCAAUCCAACCGAUCCGCUGACCAACCCUCCGCUCAAGGGCCACCCAGAGAGGGAGUUCUUCGUGAAGUGGGCUGGCCUCUCGUACUGGCACUGCUCCUGGGUCAGCGAGCUGCAGUUGGAGCUGUACCACACGGUCAUGUAUCGGAACUACCAGCGCAAGAACGACAUGGACGAGCCGCCGCCGUACGACUACGGCUCCGGAGAGGAGGAGCUCAACAACGAGAAGAGGAAGAGCAAAGACGCCCAGUACGCCGUGAUGGAGGAGCGCUUCUACCGCUACGGCAUCAAACCGGAGUGGAUGAUUAUGCACCGGAUAGUCAACCACAGCUUUGAUAAGGAUGGCGACGUGCAUUACCUGAUCAAGUGGAGGGACCUGGCCUACGACCAGUGCACCUGGGAGGUGGACGACUUUGACGUCCCGGAAUAUGACGGUCAUAAAGCUACUUACUGGGACCACAGGGAGCAAAUAAUAGGGGAGGACCAGCGCCCCCUGGUGGUGAGGAAAGGAAAGAAACAAAAAGAGGACCAUCCAAAGAGGGAGGUCCCUCCUGAUGCUCCCAUCAUAGAUCCAACCAUCAAGUUUGAGCACCAGCCGUGGUACAUUAACGCCACUGGGGGAACGCUGCACCCAUACCAGCUGGAGGGCCUGAACUGGCUGAGGUUCUCCUGGGCACAGGGCACCGACACCAUCCUGGCUGACGAGAUGGGGCUCGGAAAGACGGUGCAGACGAUAGUGUUUCUCUACUCACUCUAUAAGGAGGGCCACUCUAAGGGGCCCUUCUUGGUGAGUGCGCCCCUCUCCACUAUAAUCAAUUGGGAGAGGGAAUUCGAGAUGUGGGCUCCAGAUUUCCACGUGGUGACUUACACCGGAGAUAAAGACAGCCGGGCGAUCAUCAGGGAGAACGAGUUCACCUUUGAAGAAAACGUGGUGAAAACAGGACGCAAGGUGUUUCGCAUGAAGAAAGACGUUCCCAUCAAGUUCCACGUGCUGCUGACAUCCUAUGAGCUGAUCACUAUAGAUCAAGCCGUCCUGGGCUCCAUCACAUGGGCCUGCCUGGUGGUGGACGAGGCCCACAGACUGAAGAACAACCAAUCAAAGUUUUUCAGAAUCCUCAACGGGUAUAAGAUCUACUACAAGCUGCUGCUCACUGGGACUCCUCUUCAGAACAACUUGGAAGAGCUGUUCCACUUGCUUAACUUCCUCACCCCAGAGCGCUUCAAUAACCUCGACGGCUUCCUGGAGGAGUUUGCCGAUAUCUCCAAGGAGGACCAGAUCAAGAAGCUCCACGACCUGCUCGGCCCUCACAUGCUCAGGAGGCUGAAAGCCGACGUCUUCAAGAACAUGCCUGCAAAGACAGAGCUGAUUGUCAGAGUGGAGCUCAGCCCCAUGCAGAAGAAAUAUUACAAGUUUAUUCUGACGCGAAAUUUUGAGGCUCUGAACUCCAAAGGAGGAGGGAACCAAGUGUCCCUGCUCAACAUCAUGAUGGACCUGAAGAAGUGCUGCAACCACCCCUACCUGUUCCCUGUGGCUGCUGUGGAAGCUCCUGUAUUACCCAACGGCUCGUAUGAUGGCAAUCAACUGGUGAAGUCCUCAGGAAAACUGACGCUGCUUCAGAAAAUGCUGAAGAAACUCAAAGAUGAAGGACACAGAGUUCUCAUUUUCUCUCAGAUGACAAAGAUGUUGGAUCUGCUUGAAGAUUUUCUGGAGUUCGAGGGUUAUAAGUAUGAACGUAUUGAUGGAGGAAUUACUGGAGGCCUCAGACAGGAGGCCAUUGACCGCUUCAAUGCACCGGGCGCCCAGCAGUUCUGCUUCCUGCUUUCAACACGAGCCGGAGGUCUCGGCAUCAACCUCGCGAGCGCAGACACCGUCAUCAUCUACGACUCUGACUGGAAUCCUCACAAUGACAUCCAAGCUUUUAGCAGAGCACAUCGUAUAGGCCAAAACAGGAAGGUGAUGAUCUAUCGUUUUGUGACGCGGGGCUCAGUGGAGGAGCGAAUCACUCAGGUGGCAAAGAGGAAGAUGAUGCUGACCCACCUCGUGGUGCGGCCCGGCCUGGGCUCCAAAACUGGCUCCAUGUCCAAACAAGAACUGGACGAUAUCCUCAAGUUUGGCACCGAGGAGCUUUUCAAAGAUGAAAUGGAAGCAGCACGAGGAGCCAUGGGUUCGUCUUUCCCUCUGGCUAAGAAGAUACAAUACCGAUGUACCGGUGACAGCAAAGAGGGCGAGGAGGGCAACGUGAUUCACUACGACGAUGAUGCCAUCUCGAAGCUGUUGGACCGCAGCCAGGACGCCACCGAGGACACGGAGAUUCAGAACAUGAACGAGUACCUGAGCUCCUUCAAGGUGGCCCAGUAUGUGGUGAAAGAAGAGGAUGGAGAGGAGGAGGUGGAGCGGGAGAUCAUCAAGCAGGAGGAGAACGUGGAUCCAGACUACUGGGAAAAGCUCCUUCGCCACCACUACGAGCAGCAGCAGGAGGACUUGGCCCGCAACCUCGGCAAAGGCAAACGCAUCCGGAAGCAGGUCAACUACAACGAUACGACCCAGGAGGACCAAGAGUGGCAGGAUGAUCUUUCAGACAAUCAGUCGGAGUACUCCGUGGGGUCCGAGGACGAGGACGAAGAUUUCGAGGAGAGGCCUGAAGGUGGACGCAGACAGUCUCGUCGGCAGAUGAAGAAUGAGAAAGACAAACCUCUGCCACCUUUACUGGCACGAGUUGGAGGCAGUAUUGAGGUCCUGGGGUUCAACGCCCGCCAGAGGAAAGCCUUCCUCAAUGCCAUAAUGCGCUGGGGCAUGCCUCCCCAGGAUGCCUUCAACUCCCAUUGGCUGGUUCGAGACCUGAGAGGGAAGAGUGAGCGCGAGUUCAGGGCCUAUGUGUCUCUGUUCAUGAGACAUCUUUGUGAGCCGGGGGCAGACGGAGCAGAGACCUUUGCUGACGGAGUCCCACGUGAGGGACUGUCUCGUCAGCAUGUUCUCACCAGGAUCGGAGUCAUGUCCCUUGUCAGGAAAAAGGUGCAAGAGUUUGAGCAUGUGAAUGGAAAGCUGAGUUCUCCAGAUCUGAUUCCCAUCGGCAUGGAGCUGAAGAAACUGACCGAGAGUUUAUCUUCUGAUCCCAACACACCUGUGCCAGCCAGCCCUGUCGCUACUCAGCCUGGCACUCCUGUUCCACCAGAGAAGACGGAGUCUCUCUUGGGUACCUCUGAAGACAAGGAGACCACAGAGCAAGAUAGCAAGAAGCUGUCAGAGCAGGAAUCUUCAAGUGCAGAGCCAGCAUCUGUACCUGAGAAGGCAGCUGACAGUGAAGAGAGCAAGGCCAGCUCAGAGGAGAAAACAGGAGAUGAGAGGGACCGAACUGAGUCACCCUCUGCAAAGACGGAGCCAUCUGCCAACUCGAAAGAGUCCGCUUCGAAACAGACAGAGCUAUCAUCCAGUCAAACCUCACCUAGAACGGAGCCCUGCAAAGAAACAGAGAAGUCCUCAGAAAAAGGAGAUACCGAUUCUCCUCUGGCAAAAACUGAAGACAAGGAAAAUAAGCCAGCUGUUGCAGAUGAUAUGAAGAGUGAAGACGCAUUAGAGGGUCGAUUAAAUGGAGACAAAGACACCUUGGACGAGUUGGAUGAGAGCCGGAAGGAGGACAAAAACGGAUACAAAACCAAGUUCAUGUUUAAUAUUGCUGAUGGAGGUUUUACAGAGCUGCACACCCUCUGGCAAACUGAAGAGCGAGCGGCGCUGUCUUCUGGAAAGAUGCACGACAUCUGGCACCGUCGCCAUGACUACUGGCUUUUAGCUGGCAUCGUAACACAUGGCUAUGCUCGUUGGCAAGACAUUCAGAAUGACCCACGUUACGCUAUUCUGAAUGAGCCCUUCAAGACUGAGAUACAUAAGGGCAACUACCUAGAGAUGAAGAACAAGUUCCUGGCUCGCCGCUUUAAGUUGUUGGAGCAGGCUCUAGUGAUUGAGGAGCAGUUGCGGCGGGCAGCGUACCUGAAUAUGACCCAGGACCCCAGUCACCCGGCCAUGGCUCUCAACACUCGCUUCGCAGAGGUGGAAUGUCUGGCAGAGUCCCACCAGCACCUGUCCAAAGAGUCCCUGGCCGGGAACAAGCCUGCCAACGCCGUGCUGCACAAAGUGCUGAACCAGCUGGAGGAACUCCUGAGUGACAUGAAAGCUGAUGUGACACGACUGCCCAACAUGCUGUCCAGGAUCCCACCGGUGUCGGGCCGUCUGCAGAUGUCCGAGAGGAGCAUCCUGAGCCGCCUCACCAGCCGAGGGAGCGAGCCGCCACCACAGCAGCCUUUCAGCCAGGGCGGGUUCGGCUGCUCCCAGAUGUACAGCAGCAGCUUUGGUGGAGGAUUCAGAGGACCAGGUGGACAGCCAAUGGUCAACUACAGUCAGAUGCCUCUGGGACCCUACGUCAGCGUGUCCUCUAACGGCCCUCCUCCCCCCACAAGCCAUCUGGACAAGAGGUCACUUGACUGCUUGAGAGACGUGGCUACACCUGACCUCAAAUCAGGCAAACCUAGUGAUGUCAUCUGUAUUGAGGACUAGGCCAGCUCUGUAAAAACUGACCCGAGGUCAGAAAACUCCCAGGGAUGGAAUCAGUGUGGAUUACGGCUUCCCAUCUCUCCUCUUUCUCCCGCUCCUUCCUGACUUCUAACCCACAAUGUCGAGCUCUCUGAGGCGAUUAACUUUUUUUGAUUAAUGCAGAUGUAUCUAUCUUAACGAUUGCACUUUUAUCUUUCGAGGAUCCCAUAGAAGCAUUUCAGUAGAUAUUGUUAACCCGUGCCGGAGAGAGCUGAGGAUGAGGAGGGGAAAAUAAAGCAGCUUUUCUGAAAGAGGAUUUUUAUUUUCCGGCUCCGACAGUACGAGGCGAAACUCGAGUUGGCAUGACUUUCUGAUGCUCUUGAUUGGGGCUUCAUUCUAAACUCUGUGUUUUGGUCACGCCAGCCUCGAUUUUUUCAUCCCGCGUGCGCUCCCGUUGCUUUGUAUCCACCUGCCUAUUCACUGUACACUGUGACUGUGCCCCACUGGAGCUAUGAAGAGGAGUGGACGCCUUCAGUCACAGUUUGAUAGGAGAUUGUUUUCCCUGAGGGCAAUUAUUGUUACUUUAAAUGAAUAUGUGUUUUGUCAUUCAUGUAGUAACCAGUGGAUAUUGAUUUGAAAGCAUCAAAAACUAUUACCAUGUAUGCAGUAGCUGGACACAGUCUGUCUGAAUCCUCUAAAGACUGCCACCCGCUGGUAAUCUGGAGAAAGUCAUCUCCACAAAAACCUGCACUUGACUGCAGUACCUGUGAGGGGUUGGCUUCUUGUACUGUAUAUACUCAGAGACUGCUGUUUAUUUUACCUCACAUAGGUCUAAUCAAAUAUGUAUACAUACAUGGGUGGAAAUCAGAAGCCUGGCGACAUGAAGAUCAAGCGGAGAAGACGAAUGAAAAUGAUGAUUUUAACGCAUUUCAGAGAAGUAUUUCUGUGUAUGGUACAAUAUUUGUGAUUCUUAUUAUAUUUGAAUGUUAGUAGUGGCUGUAGAGCUUAACCCUGGGGGCUAUGACCAGUGGGACUGCACUAUAAACAGGAUCCACACACAGGGCUUUAAUGUUCAGGCCUAACUGAGAACAGAGUCCUGAGUGGAGAGUGGCUUCCCCUUCCCUGUCCUCGUACUUAAAUCCCAGGGACUUUCCCCAGUUCCCUUUCAUUGUUAGAACUGAAUAAGAACAUAUGUGCUCAUGGCGCGAUGUCACUUUAAGUCUAGUACUUGUCGCAAAAUGAGCUUUUGUUUGCUUCUCUUUUAUGUUGAGGUAAAAAUAAGACGUAUUUGGUCAAUUAAAGAAGACGAUCCAGUACGAUUUGUCAGAGUCUGAGCCUUCUCUGUAUAUCUGCUUAAAAGGACCAAUGUUGCACAGCAUUAACUCUUUAGAUAAUCACUUCCAAUGUCCUCAGUUAUGUUCAGGCUCUUUUUGAGAGUUGUUGCUUUACCUGGUGCGAAGAUGCGUUAGCAUGGUACAUAUCUUAUAUCUACUGCUAUUAUGUGCUAAAGUGGCAGUCCACUAAGUAAAACAAUAUUUUAGCGUAUUACAUUUCCUUUUCUACGAAGGCGUCGCUCGAAUGUUUGGACUCAAAAGUGCAAAUUGUUAUUGACAUAUUUAUCUUUUUUUUUUUUCUCCAAAGACCAGUGGCAUUACCUGUGUGUAUUAUUACAGCCAUUGACAGCACUUAUUUGACUUUGUUGGGCUGACGAUUGUGAUUGGACUAAUCUAAACUGAAGAGGUAGUGUUGUACAGAGUUGGUAUUUUCUUACUCUCCUUUUGCAACUUCAAAUGGUUGUCCCAAGGUGCUCUCUUCUGAUAGAUUGUGUUACUGCAACCCCUCUCUCCUCUCCCAUCAUUUCUCAGACAACAUGCUUCAACUUAGAAACAUCAUCGGACUGAUUUUUAAAGCACCACGAAAUGAACCUUGAAGUGCAUCAUAUCAGUUUUUUGCGCUAUUCUUUGUUAGUGCUUAUCAGUGCUGUUUUGUUCAUCGUGUUUCCGUUCACGCCAUCGAUUACUUGACCAUGACAUGUAUUAGGUUGACAGAUAGAACCUCAGAAACAUGUAAAUACUUGAAAGAUUUUUUUUUUUUUCAGAGAUAAGUCCAUCUCGUACAGAUUUAUGUAUCAAACUGAAAAAAAAAGAUGAAUGUCUGCUGGAUGGUGUUGCCGUAGAAACUGCAGCGUGCACCAUUAAUCAGAAUCAUGUCCUUUUCCCCCUCUGGAGUGACGACCACGAAGCGGCGUCGAAAACACUAUACUCCAAUGAGAUGCAAUCAAAACUGAAGUCAGUAUGAAUGUAAUGUCUGUUAGAAAAAAAAGGCUUCAGUCUAAUAUUAUAAAUAUGUUAACAAUGUAUGUACAUGCUUAUUAACAUGGCUUCAAAAGCUACCAAAAGACCCUGAUAAAAGGCACCUUUUGUUGCAGCGAAUGCACAGCAUGUGAAGCGUUUGAUAUGACGGUUCACUUCGGGGGGAGGCGGUAGUGUAUCUAGCAUUUACAGACAAUGAGCUCCAAGCAGUGUUAUGGUUCUGAAUAUUUGUGCUGUAUAGCAAAUUGAAUGAAAAAAGUGAAUUGUCAUCUUUUUAUUUGUAUUCUGUGUAUUUGUUCAAUGUGUUUUAAUAAAUCUUCUGGACAACAGUGA
This is a messenger RNA of Sebastes umbrosus (honeycomb rockfish), 9326 nucleotides long. RefSeq names its product chromodomain helicase DNA binding protein 5 (gene chd5). Bases 643 to 6705 code for a protein of 2020 amino acids. Gene Ontology annotation, biological process: chromatin remodeling; negative regulation of transcription by RNA polymerase II. Gene Ontology annotation, molecular function: DNA binding; ATP hydrolysis activity; ATP-dependent chromatin remodeler activity. The transcript has 40 exons. NCBI's taxonomy places the organism in Eukaryota, Metazoa, Chordata, Actinopteri, Perciformes, Sebastidae. Gene Ontology annotation, cellular component: NuRD complex; nucleus; chromatin. The record is from RefSeq and is a predicted model, not a curated record.